AUGAAACGGCUAACACUGGCCCUCGCUCUGGCUGAAGUUGCGGUCUCUUUUGCCAGCCCUUUGGCAAGAGGCACGGUUUAUCCGCGUCAAUCCUUUCCCUCAGAGUUCAACCCUGACCCUCAAUCCGGAUUUGACGACCCUACCAUUGAUAUCGCCGAUCCAUCCUUCGCUACUGCCAUCCAAGCUGGAUAUCAAGGACCUUUUGCAUCAUAUGAGCAGCAUGAACUGGUUGGGCCGGUGGACCUUCUUCGGAAUGGCCAUGUGAAUUAUGGAGUCAACCCGAAUUUCACACUGCCACUGUACAGGGGAUUGUCGGCGGCAAACACCACCUAUUGGUGGAUUGUCACAGACACAUCCGACGAAGGCAAUGCAAAACAAUUGGGAGUCAACUUCGCGCCCAAGCUUCGAUUUGCGGCCCAGGGCCAGACAAGUAGCGGACUGAAGGGCGCUGAACAGCUUGAAAUCGUCAACAAUACCGUCGGUGGACGGGAGGGAAUGGUUGACUUUUCGCCAGUGAGGUCAAUUGUCCCUGGCGAUCUAUCUCCUUUUCCUCCGAAGUCCGUGCAACCCGGGAGUGUGGGGGACCGCAAGUAUACGCCACUCAUCCAGUUGACAAAUGCCGGAUAUGAAGUUUGGAAUGCACCAAUCAUUGCUGGAGAGGUGGAUGAGGAGUAUUUGAACCAGUUUUGCGACGGGAUUCCAAGCAAUCUCCUUGCGGAGUUUCGCAGCAAAGUCCACGAUCAAGUUCUCUCAAUCUGUCCUCGUGAUCAAGUCGUGACGCUAGCAACCAUUCGUGGCUUCUCAUUCUCAAAAUCCGUGCUGUAUCUGAUCGCUGAUGGAUCGGAUCCCUUACCUGCAACGCUCGAUGGUGGGACAUACGCUCCUCGCCUUGCUGCGGUGCGCACCGGUGAUGAUGAUGCAUUGUUCAGCGGCAUUGAGCGAUUCUUUGUGAACACAAACGGAUACACCAACCGUGAUUUGCCACCUGGCGCACCGAACAACGAGACACAUCACCCAUGGCGACAAGGGUUGAACAGUGCCAUCCUCGGAGAUGGGAACCCGUUGAAUAUUCUUGGAGCUAUUCCCACAGUGGCAUAUGAUUACUCUCCCCUCUGGGACUUUAAUCUAUUCACCUGGACGAAUUACAGUAUUGAAAAUGGCAUCCGAACCCGGUUGACGGGUGAAUUCGAGGUGUUGGGCAUGGCCGCUGCUGGCUAUGUAACGAAUCCUGAUGGUACACCAUUGAGCGAUGCCGGAAUUGUGAACAACUGCCCAAUUGUACAUCGAUUCCUUUAG
Molecule: messenger RNA, 1296 nt
Organism: Cladophialophora psammophila CBS 110553
Lineage: Eukaryota; Fungi; Ascomycota; Eurotiomycetes; Chaetothyriales; Herpotrichiellaceae
Exons: 4
Coding region: 1-1296 (431 amino acids)
Source: RefSeq, a predicted model, not a curated record